AUGAAAGAAGCACCGCUGCAAGAUGACGACGCCCAGCUCGAGGCCAUGGGUCAUCGAGCCGAGCUGAAGCGGCAGUUUUCCACCUGGGCCAUGCUGGGCUUGGCUUUUGCCGUGCUGAAUUCGUGGACGGCACUUUCGGCCAGUUUGUCGAUUAGUUUGACCUCUGGCGGGAGCACAAGUGUCAUCUGGGGUCUCGUCACCGCGGGAUUUUGCAAUCUGUGCAUUGCGUCGUCGCUGGCGGAGUUUUUGUCCGCUUAUCCUACGGCGGGUGGUCAAUAUCACUGGGUGGCAGUCAUCGCUUGGCCAAAAUGGGUCCCCAUCCUCUCUUGGAUUACGGGCUGGAUAAAUUGCGCUGGAUGGGUUGCUCUCGUCGCUACCAACUCGCUAUUGUCUAGUCAGCUGAUCGUGGGCAUCAUCUCUUUGAUGCAUCCUAGCUAUGAUCCUCAACGCUGGCAUCAAUUCCUCAUCUACAUCGGCUUGACCAUGGGUGCAUUCUGCAUCAACGGAUUCGGCAACUCCAUCCUGCCUCUGAUAUACCGAGGUGCCUUCACCUGGUCCAUUGGCGGUUUUGUAGUCGUGUCCAUCACGGCCUUGGCUUGUGCCUCACCUGACUACAACUCGGCUUCCUUCGUAUUUGCGAACUUUAUCAACACCACGGGCUGGCCUGAUGGCGUGGCGUGGCUACUUGGAUUACUACAAGGAGGACUUGGUGUCACGGCAUUCGACGCUGUCGCACACAUGAUUGAAGAGGUCCCCAAUGCUUCCGUCGAGGGCCCAAAGAUCAUGGUAUCCUGCGUCGGAAUCGGUACUUUUACUGGCUUCAUCUUCCUCAUCGUCCUGCUUUUUGUCGCCGGCAGCAUGGACUCGGUCACGACUUCCGCCGCAGGGCCUCUCUUACAGAUUCUCUACGAUGCUACCAAGAACAAGGCGGGUGCCAUUUGUCUUCUCAUGCUUCCCCUCGUCUGUCUGAUCCUCGCUAUCCUCAGCGUGAUGACCACCAGCAGUCGUAUGAUCUUCGCUUUUUCCCGUGAUGGUGGCCUCCCAGCCUCCAAAUUCUUCGCUACCGUUCACCCAACUCUCAAGCUGCCGCUCAAUGCGCUCAUCCUCACCGUCGUCGUGGUGAUUUGCUUUGGAUGCAUCUUUUUGGGCUCUAGCAGCGCAUUCAACGCCAUCAUCUCUGGCGCCGUCGUCGCCCUCGACCUCUCCUACGCCAUGCCAAUCCUAGUCAACUGCCUCCAAGGACGCAAAGCCCUUCCCAAGGGAAAGUGGAAGCUACCGAAUGCAAUCGGGUGGAUUGCCGAUAUUGUCUCCCUGUCAUACAUCUCUCUGACAACUGUGCUCUUCGUCUUCCCUCCCUCCAGCACCGUCACCGGUAGCAGCAUGAACUACUGCAUUGCCGCCUUCGCCGUCAUCAUCAUUAUUUCCGCCUUCCAGUGGGUCGUCGACGGCCGCAAGAACUUCACCGGACCGCGCGUCGACUUGGCCAUCGACGCUCUGGAUACCACCCCGACGAACGAUACGGAGGAAAGACACGAGAAAUAA
Molecule: messenger RNA, 1542 nt
Organism: Penicillium argentinense
Lineage: Eukaryota; Fungi; Ascomycota; Eurotiomycetes; Eurotiales; Aspergillaceae
Exons: 18
Coding region: 1-1542 (513 amino acids)
Biological process (GO): transmembrane transport
Cellular component (GO): membrane
Molecular function (GO): transmembrane transporter activity
Source: RefSeq, a predicted model, not a curated record